AUGCGAAGGAAGAGGAAGAUGAAGAAACUAGAUUGUUUGGGCUCGAUUAGAGAUUUGAAACCACCGAUGAUGAUGAAGAGGAGGAGCAGGGGGAAGUUGGAUGGAUCGAAGGCGGUCGGAUCGAGUCCGGUGAAGAGGAUCAGGGUCUUCUUCACCGAUCCUGACGCCACCGACAGUGACGACGGCGACGAGGCUUUGAUCGACAAGAGCAAGCGAGUGGUCUGCGAGAUCCACGUGGACCCGAUCGGUAAAACCCUUAAAACCCUGGCGGAUCCGGAGAGGAAGAAGAAGGAGGCGGUGACGAGACUGGCCGCGCCAUCGCCCGCCGCGGCUGGCAGAUACAAGGGCGUCCGGCAGCGGCGAUGGGGGAAGUGGGCGGCCGAGAUCCGGGACCCCAUCCGCGGCGCCCGCCUCUGGCUCGGCACCUUCGCCACCGCGGAGGAGGCGGCCGCCGCGUACCGUGCGGCCGCGUCCCGGCUCGAGGAGGAGAAGCGCUGCCUCCGGCGCCCCGCUCCCGCUCCCGCUCCUGCCUCCGCCGCAGAGGACUCCGCUUCCUCCUGGGCCUCCGCCCCGUCUUCUUCCUCUCUUCUCGCCCCGCCGGCGGCGCAGGAGACGGAGGAGGAGGAGAGGUCCAUCGCAGAACUCUUCGCAGAGGUACCAGCGGAGGUGGACUUCGUCGGCCUCGACGGGGAUGCGCCGUUCUUCGUGGGCGAGGUCGGCGACGACUUCGGCUUGGAUGAUCUCUUGCUCUGGGAUCAGCCAUUGGACGGUAGAGAUUUCUCCUUCAUCGAGAUCUAA
This is a messenger RNA of Musa acuminata AAA Group (dessert banana), 798 nucleotides long. Its product is annotated as dehydration-responsive element-binding protein 2D-like. Lineage: Eukaryota; Viridiplantae; Streptophyta; Magnoliopsida; Zingiberales; Musaceae. Gene Ontology annotation, biological process: regulation of DNA-templated transcription. Gene Ontology annotation, molecular function: DNA binding; DNA-binding transcription factor activity. The coding region runs from base 1 to 798 and encodes 265 amino acids. The transcript has a single exon. The record is from RefSeq and is a predicted model, not a curated record.